Sphaerodactylus townsendi is the source of this 3201-nucleotide messenger RNA. It is a transcript of the gene PRR5, whose product is annotated as proline rich 5. Gene Ontology annotation, biological process: TORC2 signaling. Gene Ontology annotation, cellular component: TORC2 complex. NCBI's taxonomy places the organism in Eukaryota, Metazoa, Chordata, Lepidosauria, Squamata, Sphaerodactylidae. The coding region runs from base 517 to 1761 and encodes 414 amino acids. The transcript has 10 exons. The record is from RefSeq and is a predicted model, not a curated record.
CGCAUCCUGCUCCUCUUGGAAACGCAGCGCGCGUGGUGCGCCUUGGCCAGGGUCGGGGCCCCCCAGCGCCCCCGGAAUAGGAAGCCAACAGGGUUGGCUCUUUUCCUAGAAGGAGGCUCUUUUCCUAGAAAUCUCCCCGCCUGCAACUAGCCCUUGGCUGGAAAUACGGCUGCCUCUUCCGGGGAAGGAGAUAGCGUGGAUGUACCUGCGGACGCAUGGCCGGAACGUCUGGUGCAGGUUGCAGAUCUUUCCCCCCUUGGACUGCCUCUUCAUACAUCCGUUAGGCUUUCAAGACCCUCCGGAGUCUCUGGUUGUUAUACUGAGGUGUAAGAAAAUACCUGCUUUUUCCAGGUGACCCUACUCAGACCUGUUCUUUGAGCCAUUGAGCAGUUUCAUUUUUAAACAGCAAACGGAGAGCUGCUCGCUUGGGUGCUCCUGCUCCAGCUGCGUGUGUGUGCGUGUUGUAAAAAGGAUGGUGUUUCUCUAGCUGCCGCACGCAAAACAACACAUUUGACCAUGAGGACUCUUCGCAGGUUGAAGUUCAUGAGUUCGCCCAGCCUCAGUGAUCUGGGCAAGCGAGAGCAGGCAGCCUUGGAUGAGCGGGGAAACCAGCAGCGACGGGCCUGCUCCAACGCCACCUGGAACAGCAUCCACAAUGGAGUAAUAGCUGUUUUCCAGAGAAAAGGCCUUGGAGAGCAUGAGCUUUUCACCCUCAACGACGGAGUCCGGCAGUUACUGAAAACUGAGCUGGGGUCCUUCUUUACAGAAUAUUUACAGAACCAGCUUCUUACAAAAGGCAUGGUGAUCCUGAGGGACAAGAUCCGGUUUUAUGAAGGACAGAAACUUUUGGAUACCUUGGCUGAAACUUGGGAUUUCUUUUUUUGUGAUGUUUUGCCCAUGCUUCAGGCCAUAUUCUACCCUGUGCAGGGGAAAGAGCCCUCUGUCCGCCAACUAGCUCUUUUGCACUUCAGGAAUAUUAUAGCCCUCAAUAUCAAACUGGAAGAUGCCCUGUCCCGUUCCAGAGCGAGGGUUCCACCUUCCAUUAUUCAGAUGCUGCUUAUCCUCCAGGGCGUUCAUGAAUCAAAAGGCGUGACUGAAGACUACUUGAAACUGGAAUCCCUGAUACAGAAGGUUGUUUCUCCUUACUUGGGCACCUACGGCUUGUACUCAAAUGAGGGGCCCGUCAGUCACUCUUCUUGUAUUUUAGAAAAACGAUUCUUCCGGCGGUCUAAAUCAGGAGAUACCCUUGCCAAGAACCCGGUUGUGAGAUCCAAAAGUUACAACAACCCUCUGCUGACUCCAGUAGCUGAGUACGAAACGGACGGUGCAUCCUCCAACAGCUCCGGCAUCCGAAGGCAUUCUGUCUCUGAGAUGACUCUGUGCCUGGAGAUACAGGACUACUCCAAUCUAACAACGAUCAUGGACAGUGGCUCCAAGAACUCUAUGGCUACCGCCAAAAACGCACACUCCGGAGAGCCAGAAAGGCUUUCUGCUGGCUCUAUGCAGUGCAUGAGCCACCUCAAGACGCACGAACCGCCAAAAGGACUCUCCUACCCCAGGGAUGACAAGAACAGGACAUUUGACCUGGGCCGAGACCAAGACUUGAUGGCCAUAGCCCCUACUGCCAGCCCUGAGAAUAUAGUGGACCAGAUUUUGGAGUCAAUAGAGUCAGAUUCCGAUGGAAUUUUCCUCGAGUUUGGCCAAAGCUGCUCCAGUUCGUCGGGGUACAAUGUGGAUGUGAACCGGCAGAGUGUCCUCUGAAGAAGUCCGGAUGAGAUUCGUGGUUCCUGCUUAAGAAGCAGCUUUGGAAUUCAGGACAACCUGUCGUAUCUGAUCUCGCAAGGGAAUCUUCUGAGAUACCUGAAUCAUCAGAAAUUGAGGGAGAGGAUGCCCUUCUGACCAUAGUGAUAUUAGAGGGACUGGUAGAACAUGUAGAUAAUGGUGGUACCGUUUAGCUGUAGGUGACAGACAGUGUGCUUGGCCAGGUGUCUUCCACUGCAGCUAGGCCCAUCGCAGGUACGAGCACCACAACACAGGAAGUCGGUGUUUGUGACUUGGCUGGAGGAUGAGGGCCCGCAGUGUAAUGUGACAGACCUUCCCUGACACCUGCCUCUGCUAUGUUGCCUGGCUACUUGCUCAGCAGGCCAAAGGCAAAGGGUUAACAGUAAACAGAAUCACUGCCCAGUGAACAGAAUCACCCCCAACUCUGGACAAGACUGACCAUCUUCUUUCUUUUGCUCCACCACUUAGGCCUGAUUCAUCCACUACCCACGUGGCAUGGGAAAUACUUCUUCACAGCUGGAGGGUCUUGUGCAGUACCAGUGAUUUCCAUAAACAGGGGUUGGGUUUAGCAGAUGUUAUGCUGUAGGAGCACUGGUGGUUGCCUGGCACAAAGAACUUUGCCAUGGAUUAUAACUGCGUCAUUUGCACAGCCCCUGAGAGCAUGAAGGAAUUCCCAUCCCUCACAGAAAGCAGUCGAGUUGAGGUUUUUAGGAUGCAUCCGUGCGGCAGUUUCCAGCGUGUGGCUCGAAGGAAAACUAAAAGACAGCUGACAGUGUGAAUUUGUCCCUCUGAGAACCAGACUUAGUCUAGCUCAGGUUAAUCACAGUAAAGUCUGGUUGAUAUGGUUGGGCGUAGCGAGGCACCACAGUCUUAUGGCCCACCCUGAACCCUAAAGGGAUAGACCGGGAUAUAAAUAAAAUAAAUCAAUUGGGCGGGGGGGUGGCUAACUUCACUUGGAGCUACUGUGUUCAAGGAGAGGUGAGGUGGAAGUUCUCCCUGUCACAGUUCAUUCACAUGUGCAAUUCAUUGCUUGGUAUGGCAGUCAUUCUCUGAGGAGCAUGCGUGCAUGAGCCAGCCCCAAACAGACUCAUCCUUUGACACAUUACUGAUUUCAUCAGCUCCUCCGUGGGAAGCCGUCACUUGUGUUGAGCACAUGUUGUGCACCACACAGUGAGGUCUCUUGAAUGGCCAGAGUCGUCUCAGUUUCACAAAAGGAGAGAUUGCUCUUUGACGGAUUGCGUUUCUUUAGGAUUCAAACACAAGAGAAGUUUUUUUUUCCCAAAGCAAAACAAACCUGUGGCUGCCAACAGGGCGGAGUCUGGUGUGUUUUAUUGUCCUCAUCCUUCCUGUAAGCACUCCUUUUACCGUUUGACAACUGAAAAAGAAUCAAAAUAAAUGGCGGCGUGCUUCAUGACAUGA